Messenger RNA from Gastrolobium bilobum, 1484 nucleotides. RefSeq names its product probable purine permease 11. Bases 95 to 1189 code for a protein of 364 amino acids. Gene Ontology annotation, molecular function: purine nucleoside transmembrane transporter activity. Lineage: Eukaryota; Viridiplantae; Streptophyta; Magnoliopsida; Fabales; Fabaceae. Gene Ontology annotation, cellular component: membrane. The record is from RefSeq and is a predicted model, not a curated record. The transcript has 2 exons.
UCCUAAUACCCUUUUCAAAACCUUUUUCUCUCUUUGCUUCUCGUCUUUCUUGGAGUUGAAGGGGCGCCAAAAGCUUCGUUGCUUCUGAAAAAACAUGCCAGAUAAUGAAGAACCGAUGAUCAUAGCUGGAUCAAUUUCUGAAUUACCAUUUAAUAAAUAUAAGCGUUGGCAAUGGUGGUUUCUGGUGGCACUCAGCAUGUUCUUUCUUAUUGUGGGUCAAUCUGCUGCAGUUAUCCUUGGAAGAUUUUAUUAUGAUCAGGGUGGAAAUAGUAAAUGGAUGGCUACUUUAGUCCAAACUGUUGCCUUCCCAGUCUUAUACAUUCCAUUCUUUAUAAUUCCUUCACCUUCAGAGGCUCCAACUUCUUCUGUUUCACCUUCCAUCAAAAUUCUAGCUUUGAUAUAUUUUGUUUUGGGAGUCUUAAUUGCUGCUGACAAUAUGAUGUAUUCCAUUGGACUCUUAUACCUCUCUGCUUCAACCUAUUCACUGAUUUGUGCAUCUCAGUUAGCUUUUAAUGCAGUUUUCUCAUAUUUUAUCAAUUCUCAAAAGUUCACCAUUUUGAUUGUAAAUUCUGCUGUGGUUCUCUCUUUAUCCGCUUCACUCCUUGCUGUUAAUGAAGACAAAGAAAGACCAUCUGAUGUCUCCAAGGGAAAGUACAUUAUUGGUUUCCUUUGUACCCUUGGAGCUUCUGCAAUUUACUCUCUUUUGCUUUCUCUCAUGCAACUGUCCUUUGAGAAGGUUCUGAAAAGGGAAACAUUUUCUGUCGUUUUGGAAAUGCAAAUCUAUACGUCACUUGUUGCCACUUGUGCUUCCACCAUAGGUCUAUUCGCAAGUGGGGAAUGGAGUACUUUGCAUGGAGAAAUGGAGGGUUUUCACACGGGAGGAGUUGCUUAUGUUUUGACUUUGGUUUGGACAGCAGUAGCAUGGCAGGUUUGUUCUGUUGGCGUUGUUGGCUUGAUUUUCCUAGUGUCCUCUCUCUACUCUAAUGUUAUCAGCACUGUCUCUUUGGCUGUAACUCCUAUUGCUUCUGUUAUAGUUUUUCAUGAUAAUAUGAAUGGCGUGAAGAUAAUUUCUAUGCUUUUGGCUCUCUGGGGUUUUGCCUCCUAUAUCUAUCAGAAUUACCUUGAUGAUUCAAGGGCAAGGAGUGCACAAGCUGUUGCUCCUAAGUCUAACAAUGAUUCUUCAUGUUGAGAAUUUUCAAUUCGGCAACAUCAAAUAAACACCUUCAGUCAACUACCCUUUUCUUUUUGGCUUUAAAUCCUUCAGUGGAGCAUCAACUAGCUCUAGAUUUUAUUUCUCCUUCAGUCUUGCUGAACUAGUGAGCUGUUAUGGUUGAGAUUGGUGGCCAUUCUGGAUAUGUAUCAGUAUAUCAUUAUGAAAAGAUUGUUUGUGUCUCAGACCGGCUGAAAGUCUAUGCUCUUUUGAUUCCAAAUAUUUGUUCUCUGGCUUUUGUGAUAAAUUGAAUAAUCUCUGGGUGUUAUUGGAA